Phycomyces blakesleeanus NRRL 1555(-) is the source of this 331-nucleotide messenger RNA. It is a transcript of the gene NDUFB11, whose product is annotated as NADH dehydrogenase 1 beta subcomplex subunit 11 NDUFB11. The transcript has 3 exons. Bases 48 to 293 code for a protein of 81 amino acids. NCBI's taxonomy places the organism in Eukaryota, Fungi, Mucoromycota, Mucoromycetes, Mucorales, Phycomycetaceae. The record is from RefSeq and is a predicted model, not a curated record.
UCGCACGAGUCUUUACACGAUCCACCCGCCUUACCCGUCCCACCGUCAUGCGUCGUGGCGGUCACGGUACUCCUCAAUGGAAUGAGCCCGGAGGUUACUUCUUCAGCGAAAAGAAACGUGUUAAGGAGGAAUGGGAAGAUAUCUACUAUUGGGGUAUGGGUGGUGGUAUGGCAUUGAUGGCCGUUGCUUUGGCAUACAAGCCCGACACUAGUGUUGUUACUUGGGCUAAGAAGGAGGCUGAGAAGUCUCUCCAGGAGAAGGGUAUCACUUUUGAACAUCCUACUUCUGUUUAAGUAAUUGGCACCUAGAAAUGAACCUAAUUCACCUUUAC